Uranotaenia lowii is the source of this 9004-nucleotide messenger RNA. RefSeq names its product muscleblind-like protein 1. Gene Ontology annotation, molecular function: metal ion binding. Lineage: Eukaryota; Metazoa; Arthropoda; Insecta; Diptera; Culicidae. The record is from RefSeq and is a predicted model, not a curated record. The coding region runs from base 1020 to 2597 and encodes 525 amino acids. The transcript is spliced from 15 exons.
GUUGAAAAAUUUUCCCGAUCGGUUUUCCACCGAAAGUCCUAUCUGUCUGUGCCGGUCGGUAAUUUUUCUUUCCCAGCCUUGGCGCGGCCAGUUUGGCUGCUGAAUUGCAUCGUUUCGCGCGUGUGUGUCAAUCGGUGGAAGAAUUCUCUUUUUUUUUAUUCAAAACUGUGAAGUGUGUGGAUCAAUUAUUUUCAAAAAUUGUUUUCAUUCAGUGGCCUAAUUGCUCCCGGUGUUGGGUUGUAAGCGAAACAACUCCCGCAAAACCCGUCUGAUGAACCAGACAGCUGGUAUCUCCGGUUGUCUGAAAUUAAAUUAAAUACACACCCCGGAUCAGGAAACACGACACUCAGCGCUAUUCCCUGGACUUCGCUGCUACUGGCUUUGGUUUUCGAUUGCCGAAUACUACCAGUAGUUUAGAGAGGAGCAGAACCAAACGAAAAAAAAUAGAAGAAAAUAACCACCGGAAAAGCAAAGGAAGCAGAAAUCGAAAAGCCACACACCGCUGCUGAAGAUAAGAAACUAGAAUCAAGUUAGAAUCCAGUGAAUCAUUUCUUGAACAAACAGAGUACAGUGGUGGUUUUUUCAAGUCCAGCUACAACCAAAGUGAACCAAAAAACAACACAGGAGCUAAACAACUAAACAAAAACAGGGGGCGAACCAUCAAAGGAAGAAGAAAUUAAAAUGGACGAGAAAACUCUGGUAUAUUGAAGACACCUUUCAAUUCAUGUGUAGAGAUGGAAGUAAACAUCUGGUAGUAGCUUUCGGAAAUUCCCGCCCCAACAAACAGAACUCAAGAAUCGAAAGUGGACGUCCUAUUCCUAGAGAAGUCAAAACUUACUGAAUUUUUCUCCUCUUUCCACCGCGCUAAAGAAAGUGAGAAAAGGACGCGUUUGGUUCGGCCGCAUGCAGGUCGCUGCAAUCGUGAGAAACCACCGUGUAAAUACUUCCACCCUCCCCAACAUCUUAAAGACCAGCUGCUGAUCAAUGGACGGAACCAUUUGGCCCUGAAGAACGCCAUCAUGCAGCAGAUGGGCAUCUCGCCCGGACAGCCAGUGCUACCAGGCCAAGUGCCAACAGUGAACGGAACAACGGCGAUCGCGACUAAUGGAAUUCCGCAAGGGGCAACAGCUGCGGCUCUAGGGUUUACGAUUGCCUGGGGCGCCCAUCAUCCGCCCUACACUACGUAUGUGGUCAAUGGGGCGGCCAACGGAUGUAUCCCGACGCCGGCCAUCUUGAAUGGAGCCACCACAACGACUGCCCCGAGCUGCCUCACCACCUACAACACCAACAACAACAGCAGUAUCAUCUCGAGUUGCAACACCUCCUGCCACACCACGACUUCCACAAGUUCGCCACCCCUGCAACAUCACCACAACAACAACUACAUCAGCACCAACAACAACAAUAACAGUCCGCCGGCAACCUGCAAAGCGGCCACCAAUCCCUACCUGACCGGAAUGCCAGCCAGCACAUACAGCCCGUACUUCCCGCCGGGACAUCUGAUGCCGACCCUGCUGGGUCCUGCCGAUCCUUCAGCCGUGUCCGCCCAGCUGGGACCCGUCGUUCAGCAGGCCGUUGUUCCGGCCACCCAGCAAAAGAUCCCCCGAUCUGACAGGCUCGAGGUAUGUCGCGAGUUCAUGCGCGGUGCCUGCAAGCGAGCUGAGUCCGAAUGCCGUUUUGCUCAUCCUCAGGAGAGCGUCACAACACACGAAGACGGUUCCGUCACGGUGUGCAUGGAUGCCGUGAAGGGUAGAUGCGCUCGUGAACCUUGUCGCUACUUCCAUCCUCCCUUGCACCUGCAGGCUCAAAUAAAAGCAGCGCAGUCACGCGCAACCGCGACUGCACCAGUAUCUGCUGCGGCCGCUGUUGCCGCUGCUGCUGCCGCCGCCGCUGCUACCAUGGGCACCCUGCAGCCACCACCGCCACCACCCUCAGCUGCUGCCGCCGCCGCUGCCGCCCACGCUGCUGCUGCUGCUGCUGCCGCCGCUGGGGUUGUCACUUCUUCUUCUUCUUGCUCGGUGAACCCCCUCUCCAUUAGCCAACACCAACAGGCUUCGCUCGAGGCUGGCAAAAAACGGGCGGCCGACAAUGACAUGAUACAAAUGAUGGACAUGAAAACGAUGGGAUCUUUUUACUAUGAAAACUUUGCUUUCCCGGGAAUGGUCCCUUACAAACGGACGGCCGCUGAUAAGUCCGGAAUUCCGGUAUACCAGCCAGGCGCCACAACCUACCAGCAGCUGAUGCAGCUCCAGCAGCCAUUCGUGCCAGUGUCAUCUGCACCAUCUUUCCCCCUAAAUGCCCCCUACGUUAUCUACACCGACGCCAAUGGACAGUCUGUCUUUCUUGUCCCGCCCUUACAGUUACUGGACACCCUCCCGGUGUGCCAAGAUUUUAAUAGAUCCAUGUGCACCCGACCGACCUGUAGAUUCGUACAUCUAAUGGAGUGUGAUAAAGUAGAAGUAUGUGAUCAGCGUGUGGCGGUCUGCCGUGACCAUGCGAAGGGUAUGUGCAAGCGCAAGCAAUGUAAAUACUACCACAUACCGAUCGAACUGCCACCAGCGAACGUGAUGGCCGCCACAGCUAAACUAGCAGAAUAAUAGAUACCCAACAAGUAAUCAACAAACAAACAAGCAAAAACCAACCAACACAACCAGAGACAACCGUGUGUAGUGGAGGAGCGAAAGCAGCAACCAGAACACAUACCUACAGCAGAUCAUCGGCUACCAGCAGAGCAUGUGCUCUCACCACCAAAAACAUUUCACAAUAGAUGGAUGAUUUCGUUUGAAACAAAGUGGUUUACCCUUGAGUUGCGACUACAAAGAAGAAGAAAAUCAACAAAAACAGUGAAAGCGAGAACAAUAAUUACACAACAGAGAGCGGUAGAAAGAAACAAAAUCAGAGCAGUGCAGAACAAGAAAAAUAGAAAGUAAAUUAUGCGAAAAAAAAUCAAUAGAAGGCAAACUGAUGCCCCCAAGGUUGUGUGCAUGUAAAAAUUCGUACUACUUUCAUGGAAUGUAAACGAAACCUUUAUGAGUUGUACAAGCGAACGCGUGUUGCACGAUUUUUUGCGUAUAACGAAACUUUACAUUUGUAUUUACCCUGUGUAUGUUAAAACGUGGAGGAUAUUAUUAUCUGUAUUAUUUUUGUGUAAUUUUGUAUAUUUUCUUGUAAUUGUAGGUAAUGUGAUUAUAUUGAAAGAGUUUGAUUCAGUUCUCACUCAUUCAGUCGAUUAUAGUAUGGAAUGUAUAACAUACUCCGGAAUAGAUAUUCUUACGUUCGUGGGAAUAGUGAAACCGAAAUAUGGGUUGAAGAAUCUUUUCAUCGGAUUUCGUUUCAUAGUGAUGAACGAAGGUCAUGUUAAAUUUUCUAUAAUUACGCGAUUGAAUUUAAAAUAUAAGUAUUGAAUUUUAUACUAAGCCAAUCGACACCAAUAAUUCCGAGUUGAUGCAACCUAUACUAUUUAAUUGUUAUUAUUAUACACACGAUACACCAUUUUGAUUUAACUUUUUCCGACAAAAAUACUUUAUUGGAGACUCUCAUAUAAAAUUUGCAAAUAUUUGAUUUUCAGAUAGUUUGUUGGGACAGAUCUGUACAUCUAAAAAUUUAGGUAAACUUUUUAUAUACGAGCACUUGGAACAACUUUCACCAACACCGAGACCAUUAUAAAUCGUAUCAACACUAUGAUAUGGCUACUCUCUAUCUCUCUUACACCAACACACGAAUACAACAACUCCUCACUUUUAGAAUUCACAAUCCACACCCGAUCACGACCAUAUUUAAAGCAACAAUUUUGAUCAAUUAUUCUAUCUGACUCUCUUCAUCACAGAACAAUAUUACAACACAAGCGGAAAACCAAAACAGACACAUUUGUGAGAACAAGAGUAACAAACUUAACAAAAAUAAUUUAAAUUUAAUAAAAGCAAAACUCACGUCCUAUUGGAGCAACGACAUUUGUAUAGUGUGUAUGUUCUUGAAAAAAAAGCAAAAAAUAUAUCAGGUGACAAAUGGAAGCCGUUGUAUGAUAAUUAUGAAAACAAAACAUUUAUUAACGAGAAAAUUCGAUACCUCUCUAUUUGCUUAGGUUUAUUUUUGAGUAUUUUUAUUAUAAUGUCAUGUUAGAGUUAUUUUGUUUUUGUUUUAGUUGUUUGAAUUGUGAUUAUUAUUCAUAUAUUAUCGAGGUUGCGUUUAGUAUUACUUUUACACAUUUUUAUUCUCCUCUCUAGACGUGUUGCAGGCGGAUCGCACACAGACACAUCAACACAUUCAAUCACUCACACACACACUCACGCGAUACUUAUUCACUAAAAUCAAAAGUAUUCCUAUAACAAUCUCUUAUGUGUAAGUACUAAAAGUUAAAACAUGCUAAGCAAAAAUAAUACAAAUGAAUCAUCCCAAUGGUACUCCAGAAGCGGUAACAAAAAUCUAAAUCUUACGUUCCGAAAGUUGUUUUCGAAUUGCUUAUUUUCUCCGGCAGAACCAUAUCGCUUAUCUUCACAACCCUAAACUCAAAUGUUCAGGACUCCAAAUGAAACAAAAAAAAUGAAAUCAAAACUUGUUAUUCAAAAACCAAAUUUAACCUAAGUUUUACCUGUGUUUAGACAUUGUUUACGUUUGUUGAUCGAAACCCAAUUGACGUGUCAUCCGGGAAAUGCCGUGAAAAUAAAAUCCAUAUUUUAAUCGGUGAAACUGUAUUGAAAUAUAGAAUAGGUUCUAGCGAAAAUUCUUAAUUUUUUUCCGCAAACGGAAAAGCGAGCGGAAUAUCCUAGAACGACGACUUGGGAGGGAACACAUUCAAAAUGUUACCCCCCUCCCGAUGUUCCUCGAAGUCAGCAGCUGACAUCAGCUGGUAGGGUACGGUCGUUCUGUAACCAUAACUAAAAUUUAAGUAAAAUAGACCUUUCUUCUAAGAUAAGCAAAUUAACACUAAGGGGUUAAUAAAACGAAAAGAAACAAAGCUGGCAGGAAAAAUAAACAACUAAUGUGAAAAGAUGGGAAAUUGUCUGAAGGAAAUACCCGUGCAGAGGGAUAUGAAGAGGAAAACUAAUGAGGAAGAUCAUGGCUUGCUUGAGCUGCGCUACGCGGAAACGGAUUCUAUCAGUCACGACUGCUUUUGUUUCAUUGUAAAUUGUAAACUAAAUGGAAAAAUUGAAAAAAUAAUCGGAGAUGGAUUUCAGUUUAGCUAUGUUCAGAGAUAUUUUAGUAAAUGCUGCAAUAAGGAUUAUGUUCUUUUGUCCAUUAAUUUUAAAUUCCGAUUUAAAUUAAUUGCUAAUUGGCUGAUCAAUUGCAGGGAGCUGCGUUUUUUGAAUUAUUUGGAAAGCUCUUUGCGACAUAAAAAUAUACAUGAAUAAAGUUUCAGCUUUCCUGUAAAUCCUGUUUGAUUGCUACAAUAUCGCUUUCUAUAGUGAAUCGCAACACGCCUUUAUUGCUUCUAUUUUCUUUUGCAGUUUUUGGGCAUUCAAAUAUGUUCGAAAACUAUGCAGUGAUUACCUUAUUCGACUCAAAUGCAACAUAUUCUUCGCUGUGCUUGGCAAAAUAUACCAGAAUUUGAAACUUCAUGCUAGAGAAAAAUAACCAAGAAAAAAAUGCGCAUCUCAAAUGUAAUUGAGCGAAAAAAAUCUAUGAAAUUAUCGAAACUGAGAGUAAACCAAAUAUAAUUUGUCAAGACUGAGAAGAGUAAGAUUUUCUAAAAAUCUGUUACAUCAAUACCUUAUAUUCAUGAUCUGAUAUCUAGAGCGAGUUCUGGAGAUUUUCCUCCCAGGGAAAUCUUGCUCUUAGCCCUAAUAAAAAAACAUAUCUUCGAAACUCAAUGGUCAGAAUUCAAAAUUAAAGCAACACCACUUGACUUUGAAAUGCAUUUGACGAUAGGAGGGAAAAUAUCUGACUUUUCGAAAGAAACAGGAGGAAAUCAAAUUUUUCAACUACUUUAAGUGUUUUAAGUUCUGGUUUUCGUUGAAAUGCCGUGACUGCCAUGCGAUAGUGUUUCCGAAUCGAGCACUGGCAGAAGUCUACAUGUACUACGAUCAGAUAAAAUAUCCGGGUUUGUUUAGAAUCCAUCAUCGGUCGCAGAAAAAGCGAGAUUAUCUCUGUAAAGAACAGAACCAUUCUCAAGAUGUUGGUUAAUGGUAGGCAAGCGAAGGGUCUUAAGGUGAGAAGCGAAAAUAUUUUUUAGAUAGCUAGGAGAUACAUUUAUAUUUAGAGAAGAGGAAAAAGAUCCAACAAGAACAAAAAAAAAGGUCACCGACAUUCAUCAAAAAGUUAUGUUUAGGGCUCUUUGGUGAUAUCACAGCGGACUAAUGAACUUUUUGCAAAAACAUUUCUUAACGUCACAAUAAUUGAACGACAAAAAACCUUCAUUUGAAUUUCCUUACAACGAGCAAGUUAAACAUUCAUUUGUUCUAAAAAAUAUUAUGACUGUGGAAUUUUUUUUAGUAUUUAAACUUAAAAGAUCCACUCUUUAUUUUGAAAAUACUCUUUUGAUAGUAUUGAUAUUUUUGAAAAUUUCCAUAACAUUGUAAUCUAAAUUAUUAUCAAUAAACUUGAAUCAUAAACCGAACAUCAUUUUAAUAUCUAUCGUCGAAUGAGAUAGUUCAUUUGCCUAUUUUUGUUCAAUCGCAUUGUAUGUUUUAAAAUAUAGUUUUGUUUCGAAAGCAAAUUCUGUGAUACAUUGAAAAUUAAAUAGUAACGAAUGGAUGGCACUUUUUGUUUGUUUGGUUUUCAGAUCGAUCGAUAGUUUGUUUCACUGCUAAUUAGAAGUAAUAUAAGUCCAUCGAAUAUUUUCCGGUGUGUUUCAUUUGAUAUUGUUGUGACACAUAAAAUGCGUUUUUUUUUUCAUCAUGUACCAAUGCUCUUAUAGAAAACUCAAAGUUGAGGAGUUACAACAAAAUUAAAUUUAAACAAAAUCAGUUUUAACCUUUUUUAUUGGAGAUUUAUUUAGCACACCAACAUUUCAACACAUCGAAAUCUUAAACAACGGAAAAAUGAACAUGACACAACUCUUUCCACACCAAGUUCAAUCACCCAGAUAGCCCUACACUACUGCAACAACUGUCCGAAAACAAUAACAUUGAAAAUAAAUGAAAAAAAUCGUGUCCACGUGAUUCUCACACAUCCAGUUUUUGAAUGAAAAAAACAGCACUAAUACUAACGAUAUUUGUAAAAAAAAACAAAGAAAAUGAACAAAAUUUACCAUACAUGAAUGCGAAACAAAACAAAUAUUCUAAUUCAAAUAAUAAGGAAAACCAACUAAAGAAUAUGAAUAAUCUGUAAGAUUUUUAGUAAUAAAUAUUAUUGAAAACUUUACUCAAAAAUACUUUAAAAAUAUUGUAUGAAUAGACAAAAUAUAUUAUCAUUAUUGAUAAUAAACCACACGUAUAUUGAUACAACCACAAACAAAAUAUUUCAGUUUACUUAAUCACUAGUAAACCUUUGCAGCCCGCAACAAAUUCUUAGAACAAAAUGAAGGCAUACAAACAAGGGAACUGCUCUAGACACUAAUGUUGGGAACUCCGUGUUGCCCAAAGAACAGGAGGAAGAAACGAGACAUCCCGAAUCAGUCAUGAAGUCGUCAAGACAAGCAGUUAAAACUCCGUUUUAGAGGACAGAAGAAGCAGUAGUAGAAUAGCAUUGCUCUAGUACAGCGAAAAUUUCCCACAGAGAAAAUAGCAAAAUUCAGAGAUUGAGGAUUCAAAGAAGGAAAGAAAAUAGCAAGAAAAGCCCUAAGCAAGCCAGCAGAGAAUAAGAUCGAAAAGUCGAUAGAGUAGAUAGAGUCACUCGGAACGAGUCAAGCGGCAGAAGAAGAAGAAGAACAAAUAAAAACAAAAUAACUAAAACGAAAAUCUCGUAUCGACACUCGCGUGCAUUCAUCACUGCGUCUGUGAUAGUUCUAAAGAAAAUUUUAAAGUACUAGAUCAAGUCUAUAAAUGGACAAUUUAGGCCGGAAGUGGAGUAAAGCAAAGUUUCGAAAGGAAUGAAACGAACGUAGGAAUGGAAAACGGAAUCAAAAGAUAUUUCAACUAACCUAGUUCGGUUCCGGGUCUAUCAAUGACCCCACAAACGCUAGCGUAGAGUGAUCAAGGCAGUAAAAUUCCGGCAUCUCCUAGUCCUAUAGUUCGACGAACCUGUCCUCCCUUGUAAAAAAAAAUCAAUAAAGAACAAAGAAACAGAAGAUGAUCAUUCUAACUGAAUGACCCGAGGGAGUAACCGGACAGAACGAAUGAAAAUAUAAUGUAAAACAUGAAAAUUUUUAAAAGUAAUAAAAUAAUGUUAAACGAUAAAUUGUUGUUGAAAAAAAUAAAUAAAACCAUCACUUUUAUUAAUAAUGAACCUUGAGGAAAAAAAAAACUAUGAUUAGUUGUGUAGCAAUUCUUUGAUUAAGUGAUUAAAAUACAAUAUAAAAUAAAAUUUAACUGAACACAUGAGAAGUAUCUAAAUUAACAUAAGAGAAAAACAACCUAGUGUUUUCGAGAAACCGAAGCAAAAAUAUGAAAUUAAAAAUAUAACAAAUUAUACAUAUGUUCCAUUUUUUAAAUAUAUUGAAAAUAGCAUGCGGAAAGUGACUCUGAAAAAAAUGUGAAGAAAAACAACUCAACCGAUCAAUCAUUGUAAAGUGAAAAGUAUCUAUUUUCGUUCAGUUUACUACAAUCGAGAGAAAAAAACACAACACAAAGCAAAAACAAACAUGCAAGUAAAUAUAACAAAAAUCGUGAAAGCAAGAAAAAAAGUUACAAUGGAAAACAAAAAUAAUAAUAACUAAUAAUAUUGAAGUACAACCACUUUUAUUUUUUCGAUAGCAGGAUUUGCAGAACUUACACACAGAAUAAUUAAAAACGAAGGGAAAAAAUACAACCACAACUACACACGUUUACACAUGCGCGAGAGAGAUAAAAAUGGAAAAUAAACAAAAAAAAAGCGGUGACUCAACAAAAAAAAACAGAAACAAGGAAAACUGAUUUAUGUACUAGAAUUAUUUUCAAAAUAAAACAUUUCAAUUCAAAUUUAAAAAUAA